This is a messenger RNA of Arachis ipaensis, 1647 nucleotides long. RefSeq names its product putative envelope ADP,ATP carrier protein, chloroplastic. NCBI's taxonomy places the organism in Eukaryota, Viridiplantae, Streptophyta, Magnoliopsida, Fabales, Fabaceae. The record is from RefSeq and is a predicted model, not a curated record. Gene Ontology annotation, biological process: transmembrane transport.
GCGAGUUUUACUUUCGCUAAAGAGCCUAAGAGGCAGCGUUUAGCUUUUCCCCAAGCGCCUUAUCUCCUUCUCCGGCGUUUGAAAAUGCACAACACAGAGGAGAAAGCCGUCGUCUACUGGCGCAAAAUCCCACACCUCAAAUGCGACGCCGUUUCCACCAAACCCUUCCAUAAUUCUUCCACCCUCACCUUCUCCUCCGCCACCGCCGAUGCCACCCGCUGCAAAUUCGCCUCCGUUUCGGUUGCUGAAACCAAACUCCACCACGAUUUCGCUCCCACGGCAACUCAGAUCCUUAAGCACCCGCUCGCCGUCAUUGCUUUUCUUCCCCGAGAUGUCUCCCUCUUCUCCGCCGGAGCCAUUGCCGGCGCCGCCGCUAAGACCGUCACAGCUCCCCUCGACCGCAUCAAACUUCUCAUGCAGACUCAUGGUGUACGGGUCGGGCAAGAGAGUGCUAAGAAGGCAAUGAGUUUCAUUGAGGCUAUAACAGUUAUAGCAAAGGAAGAAGGCAUUAAAGGUUACUGGAAGGGAAACCUCCCCCAGGUGAUUCGGGUUGUUCCUUAUAGUGCUGUCCAGCUUUUUGCAUAUGAAAUUUACAAGAAAAUAUUCAGGGGACAGAAUGGUGAGCUCUCUGUUGUGGCAAGACUUACAGCAGGUGCUUUUGCUGGCAUGACAUCCACUUUUAUAACUUACCCAUUAGAUGUCCUGAGAUUGCGAUUAGCUGUUGAACCUGGUUAUCGAACUAUGUCACAGGUUGCCCUGGGCAUGAUAAGGGAGGAAGGAAUUGCAUCUUUCUACAGGGGCCUUGGGCCUUCGCUUAUUGCAAUAGCUCCAUAUAUUGCAGCAAACUUUUGUGUUUUUGACCUAUUGAAGAAGUCAUUGCCCGAGAAAUAUCAAAAGAGAACCGAAACAUCAAUACUCACUGCCUUGCUUUCGGCCUCGCUUGCCACACUUACAUGCUAUCCUUUGGACACUGUGCGAAGACAAAUGCAAUUGAAGGGUACGCCUUAUACAACGGUAUUAGAGGCCCUUUCAGGUAUUGUGGCACGAGAUGGAGUUGUUGGCUUAUAUCGGGGAUUUCUGCCUAAUGCUCUAAAAACCCUACCAAACAGCAGCAUCAAGCUUACCACAUAUGACCUUGUUAAGCGCCUAAUUGCUGCUAGUGAGAAAGAGUUUCAAACAAUUACAGAGGAAAACCGCAACAAACAACAGAACAUCAACAGUCAAGGAUAAUGAAACUAUUUUUCAGUGUUUUCAGCCAUUCUUUUGCUGAGUUUAAGUUUGAUGCACUAACAGUAUAAAACAUUUUACACAGUCGUGCGAUUACAUCCAUUCUUUUGGAUGAUCAUUCACGCGGUCAAUGUGAAAGGUAGUUAUUUUUAGUGAUGUGCGUUACGUAAUUGGAUGCACAUGUAAAACUGUUUUACACUGACAGUGCAUCAAAAUUAAAUUCUUCUUUUGCUACCUGAAAACAUUUCUGAGACUUGCUUUGGCCUAACUUCCACCAGUAUUGACAAUCAUACACCAGCCAAUGUUUCUGUAUAUGUUGGCUGAGAAUUUUGUAGAAUAUAUAAGUUUCUCUAGGUGCGCUGUAAAUGCAAUAUUCUUUUGAUGAAUUAAUUAUUAGCUAUGAUUUUUUGGGGAUGUUAA